This is a messenger RNA of Pocillopora verrucosa, 2020 nucleotides long. RefSeq lists its product as uncharacterized. Gene Ontology annotation, molecular function: G protein-coupled receptor activity. Gene Ontology annotation, biological process: G protein-coupled receptor signaling pathway; cell surface receptor signaling pathway. NCBI's taxonomy places the organism in Eukaryota, Metazoa, Cnidaria, Anthozoa, Scleractinia, Pocilloporidae. The record is from RefSeq and is a predicted model, not a curated record. Gene Ontology annotation, cellular component: membrane.
CCAGAACGUGACCUGUGGAGAUGUCAUUAGCCACGGGGGGCAGCGUUUCAAUGAACCUCCAUGGUCUGGGAUAAUCAUGAAAUCAUCCUGCAGCCUAUCAGGCAAUCCAGUAGGUGAAGAUUGCAAAGCUGUUAAGAAGUUAAAUAUGACAUUACAGAGCGAACUACCCGUGUUUGGAUGGAAGCACAAUGUUACAUACAGAAACAUUGCCUGUGCCAGAUGUAGCAAAGAAGAAAAAGUGACUUUCUGGGAACUCCAAGUAAAAUGCGGGAGUGGAAGAUUAGAAUUCAAUGGGUCGGACAUCAAGGCAGUUAGGACGUUUGUCAUGGACAAAAUAAACAAGUGUUCAUGGAAAUACGAGACAUCGUCCAACCAAACGCGACAUUGUGUAUUGCAUGAUACAAUAUGCGCGGUGAAUAAACAACCCUGGAUGUCUUUAGUUAAAGACCUUUGUUCUUCAUAUUCCAUGCCUUUUUCAGUUGACUAUCAAAAGGCUAAAGUAUCAUACAGGAACCCUCAUUGCGCUCUCUGUGAUCCUGAAGGACAUUCCGAGCCAGCGACCGCUCAAGGCCCAGUUAUACCCUGGUCGAUCAUCUUGGAUGUCAGCGGAAACUUUAGGAAUCCUGAAACACCAAAGACACCACAGCCAACUGGAGCAACCAAAGAAAAGUUUAACGUUACUGCCCAGAUGUUACACUGUACUUCAAACGGUAGCCAUUGCACCAUCACUAUUAAUGGGAAAACUUGCAAAGCAUUCAUUCCCGUAAAAAAUCAAUCAGCACAAAUUAAUGCAUCCCUAGACAAACACCAUGUAAUGAUACAGAGUGAACAAUUCCUCGAUAAAAAGAUUGCCAUGGACUUGAAUGGGAGCACUGUAUAUGUAUUGUGUCCAGAUGAUAAAGCUACUAACGAUUCCAACCAGGAUUUCACAGUUCUCAUUUAUAUCACAGUCAUUGGUACAACUCUAUCAAUAAUUUCACUGUGCUUUCUUCUUUUCAUUUACUUGUUUUUCAAAGAGCUAAGAAAUCUGCCUGGAAAAUGUCUCAUCAACAUUUGUGGGGCGUUACUCUGUUACCAAAUAAUUUUUUUCGCUGUUGAAAAGGCGAAUGAAGUGGACGCUCUAUGUAAGGCAGUUGCCAUUUCUCUACAUUUCUUCAUCCUCGCUGCAUUCUCGUGGAUGAGCAUUAUGGCGUUUAAUACAGCAAAUGCUUUUACCGUUAAGGCAGGCAACGCAAGGAGACAAAGCUCGAACCAGAGGAAAACCUUCAUCAAGUAUUGCAUUCUGGGAUGGGGACUUCCUGUAAUGGUUGUUGGUUUAUUUACUGUACUUGACUUCACAGGAUCAUUUCAUGUCGGAUAUGGUAAAUCGAAUUAUUGCUGGAUAUUUGGAAACACAGCCAUGAUUGUUGCUAUGGUUACCCCAGUGAGCCUUGCUUUGGUUUUCAACAUAACGUGUCUGGCGAAAAAUCUUUAUGGCAUCCAUCAGUUACAAAAGGGUGCCAGUCUAGCAGCAAACAAUUCUAAAGCUUCUCUGACCCUCAUCUGCAUCAAGUUGACCACAGUGAUGGGACUGACCUGGAUCCUAGGGCUUGCUGCUAACUGGAAACAAACUGAAUUUCUUCAUUACCCUUCCACUGUGCUGAACUGCAUGCAAGGGUUUUUCAUCGCGUUGUGCUUCACUACUUCUAAAAGAGUACGUGGACUGCUCAAGGAAAGGUUUUACCGUGGCAAAGGGUUAAAAUGCGCCGCUGAGCCCCAGUCAAAUGGCAUUCAAGACCAGAGUACAGUCAGAGAUGGCGAUACAUCUGCGGAUUUUAACAGAUUUUCUUUGGCUUCCAUGUCAACAGAACAACUGACGAAGCAUCACUCUUAAAGAUCUCACAGCACCAUAACACAGUAUGAGCCUUGAUACUGUUUCUAUACACAAGAAAACAGUUGAUUUGCUUACAGAAGUUGGUCUUACAGAUAGAGUUUAGAUUUUACCGAUAAGGAACUCUACCAAUAAAUGAGAUUAAAUAAA